GGCGGCUGUGUGUUGAGCUCGACAGUACGCGAAAAUGUUGUACCUUGUGGGUCUUGGGUUAGGAGAUGCGAAGGAUAUCACUGUUAAAGGACUCGAAAUCGUUAAAAAGGCAGACUAUGUAUUUCUGGAGGCAUAUACAUCAAUUCUUUGUGUAGGAAAGGAAGUAUUGGAAGAAUUUUAUGGAUGCAAAAUCCAGUUGGCUGACAGAGAAACAGUGGAACAAAAUUCAGAUCUUAUUCUGGAGCAUGCCAAGGAGAAAGAUGUUGCUUUCUUGGUUGUUGGAGAUCCCUUUGGGGCCACUACCCACACAGACCUGGUAUUGAGAGCUCACCAGAUGGGCAUUCAAUACCAAGUGAUCCAUAAUGCUUCUAUUAUGAAUGCAGUUGGAUGCUGUGGACUUCAGUUAUACAACUUUGGAGAGACAGUGUCCAUUGUACUUUGGACUGAUAACUGGAAACCAGGCAGUUUUUAUGAUAAGAUUGCAAGUAACAGAAAACAGGGUCUUCAUACACUUUGUUUAUUAGGUAAAUGCUCACGGUGAACCCUAACAUCAGUGCGCAAGUUCUCUAUACUAUU
Molecule: messenger RNA, 576 nt
Organism: Pocillopora damicornis (cauliflower coral)
Lineage: Eukaryota; Metazoa; Cnidaria; Anthozoa; Scleractinia; Pocilloporidae
Product: diphthine methyl ester synthase
Biological process (GO): protein histidyl modification to diphthamide
Molecular function (GO): diphthine synthase activity
Source: RefSeq, a predicted model, not a curated record